Molecule: messenger RNA, 585 nt
Organism: Scomber scombrus (Atlantic mackerel)
Lineage: Eukaryota; Metazoa; Chordata; Actinopteri; Scombriformes; Scombridae
Product: E3 ubiquitin/ISG15 ligase TRIM25-like
Exons: 1
Molecular function (GO): zinc ion binding
Source: RefSeq, a predicted model, not a curated record
AUGGCGCAGAAGGAUCAGCUGGGCCGAGACACAAUCAGCUGUUCGAUCUGUCUGGAUCUACUGAAGGAUCCGGUGACUAUUCCCUGUGGACACAGUUACUGUAUGAGCUGUAUUAAAGGAUUCUGGGAUGGAGAGGACCAGAGGAGGAUCUACAGCUGCCCUCAGUGCAGACAGACCCUCACACCGAGGCCUGUCCUGAAGAAAAACACCAUGUUAGCAGCUUUAGUGGAGCAGCUGAAGAAGACUGGACUCCAAGCUGCUCCUGCUGAUCACUGCUAUGCUGGACCUGAAGAUGUGGCCUGUGAUGUCUGCACUGGGAGGAAGUUGAAAGCCUUCAAGUCCUGUCUGCAGUGUCUGAUCUCUUACUGUAAGAAUCACCUCCAGUCUCACUUUGAAUCAACCAAAUUAAAGAAACACAAGCUGGUGGAGCCCUCUGAGAAGCUCCAAGAGAACAUCUGCUCUCGUCAUGAUGAGGUGAUGAAGAUAUUCUGCCGUACAGAUAAGAAGUGUAUCUGUUAUCUGUGCACUAUGGAGGAUCAUAAAGGCCACGACACAGUCCCAGCUGCAGCAGAAAGGACUGAGAGG